Molecule: messenger RNA, 5681 nt
Organism: Brienomyrus brachyistius
Lineage: Eukaryota; Metazoa; Chordata; Actinopteri; Osteoglossiformes; Mormyridae
Product: liprin-beta-2-like
Exons: 25
Coding region: 2371-4908 (845 amino acids)
Biological process (GO): neuromuscular junction development
Cellular component (GO): presynaptic active zone
Molecular function (GO): protein binding
Source: RefSeq, a predicted model, not a curated record
ACUGGCCGAGGAGCUCAGCUUCGCCCUGGAGGCCCAGCCCAGCAUGGAACAAAGAGACACCUUAAGGAAGCGGGUCCCUGAGAGCACAGCUCGUACCCUCAAGGACUGGCUGCAUGUGUGCACGGUGAGCUGCAUUACAGCAGGAGCCACCAGGGGGCGCUUCGCUGGCCCUGAUUGGCUAGCGUCCCCUUGGCUAGAGCACAGUAGGCACUUUACCUGAGCUGCUCUAGAGGAACAGCUGCCAUGCUGAUGGGAUACAGACUGAGAGUAAUGACAGAUCAUAAGCUCUUUAAGGCAGUCUGGGUGAAUUAGUAACAGCAGUAUAUGAACACUUGUGGUGGAAUCUAAGGUACUACCUGCUUAGUAGUACAACAGAACUUUUAUUUUGAAGCCUAGUUGAGUUUCUUCUCAUAACGUUGCUCCCUCCUCAACCCUGACCUUGACUGAAUCUGGAAUAAAUGUCCAUGCAGAAAAAUAGCUGAGAAGCAGAAGUCUGUAACAUGUUCCUGGUUGACGUUACACCUCUGUACUCCUCCCACUUCAGAAGAAUAUUCUGGAGUGCAUCUUUCUAAAGAGCAUCCAUGUAAAGCGUGUUCUUCUACAGAAGAUCGGGCUUCAGUCCUCUCAUUCACAGCAGAUGACACUGCCGUAAUUGCAGUAGGUCGAUCUAUAAAUGAUACCAUGCUCCAGAUGAUGACUUUACUGCAGCGUGAACCGUUCAGGAUGUUCUAGAAGUCUAUUCCAGGUCAUGGAUAGUUUCAGCUGGUCCACCGGUCUGAGGGAACUCUCUGUUUUCAGCAUCUGUGUGAAUUGCACUAAUGAGAUCCAGCUUGUGUUGACUCUGAGUCAGCCGCUCCUCCGUGUGGCAGGUCUCCGAAGAGAUCAUGCACGUGGAGCUUUUCUCUUUUUCUCCAGCUGAACUCCUGCCAUCAGACUGGAGUCGAGAGCCGUCUGAGGUAACAAGAGCAGCUAGUUUCAGGCAGUGCUAAUGAGGGUGUUCAUCGCCUUCUGGCAGCAGAGGAGGGACGCCGGGUGGCCUGAUUUGUGUUCCAGGUCUGCUGGACUUGCCUAGCCUGCUGUGGAGCUUCUGCCUGGGUUGCGGCUGGGGGGAGUGGGGUGGUUUAUGCAGCGAGCCUCACAACAGCAUAAGAUAGAGUGGCUUCCUGUUGUGGGUCGCAUGGUGGUGCAGUGGUUAGCACUGUUGCCUCACACGUCCGGGACCAGGAUUUGAGCAUCUGCCAUGGCUCCAUGUGUGUGGAAUUUGCAUGUUCUCUCAUGUCGUCGUGGGGUUCCCUCUAGGUACUCUAGCUCCCCCCCCCACUGUCUAAAAACAUGCUGAGAUUAAUUGGAGCUGCCAGGUUGCCUGUAGGUGUGCAUGUGUGACUGCAUCGUGUGAUGGGAUGGGAUGGCACUCCAUCCUGGGUUGUUCCCUGCCGUGCAUCGUAGCCUCAGGCUCCGGACCCUCCGAGACCCUGAAUAGGAUAAGUGGUUACAGAAAAUGGGUGGAAGGCUUUCUGCUGCAACGCCACCUACAUUGAGCUGCUUCAGAUAUGAAAUAGACUCUCAGUAUGGACUCUCAAUGACUUUCAGAAAUAUUUUACUUGGCUACACAAGGUAAGCACCGCACUAUUUUUUGUUUUUCAAACACUUCGCUUGCCCUCUUAGAAAACAGCAGAAUGUGUUGAUAUUCUCACAGAGACAAAAGAUCUUCUGUUGCAGUAAGAAUUCCAGUCCCACGCCAAGAGUGAGCGUAGGGCUGCCCCAUGCGGAUAGUCGUCCCGCUGCCCUGAGCUGCAGUGUUUCUGUGAACGUGCAGUGAGUUGAGGGAGGAGCACCUCAGGUUCACAGUGUAAGGUAGGAGCAUGGCAUUGCUGCCUGGGAGAACAAGGGGUUGCAUAGUAAACAAAACAAGAUGGACAUAAGUGAGAGCUCGGCAGGCUGCAUCAGAGGAGGGGCAAAGUCUUCAGGAAAACCGAUAGCAUUUUAAGAGCUUGAAUGCGUUGAUGUUUUAUUUCUUAAUGAUUUGAAGUUACUUGAGAUGGUCAAACACUUUAACUUCUAACAUCCCAGAUUUGAACUUUGUGACUGGAAGUCUCUGAGCAGGCUUUGUUGGAGCUAUGUGUGCGUGUCUGUGUCUGAGUGCCUUUACGAGAGCUUAAAUAUGUCGUGUCUGAGAAGUAAUUCCACCCUUUGCUGGUUGCUUUAUAGCGAUAAACUGGCCCUUUGUAGAUAAAAGUUGCAGUCAUGGCUCACGGAGAGUUACGCACUUUAACUUGGAUUCCUGACACUUCAUGCUGUUUCUAUGUUAACACUGUGUUACGGCUUCCAGCAUGAAACAAAAUGAAAUCACACUGAGUGGAGAGCUUGGUAAUGAAGGUUAAUCACAUGCUUUUCAUGCCCCCCCCUUCCUCCCCCAGCAUCAGCCACCUGUUUGUGUCCCUGCAGGUGAACCACAGCCCUCCUGUCUCCAGCGAGACGUGUCAGGAGUGGCUGGUGCACCUCGAGAGUGACCGAGCGUCCCUAGUCCUCCAGGUGAGCGUCCUCACAGACCAGGUGGAGGCCCAAGGAGAGAAGAUCAGGGACUUGGAAAGCAGCCUGGGUGAGCACCAGCACAAGCUCACCUCCACCGAGAAGAUGCUGCAGCAGGAGCUGCACAGUCGGACAUUGCUUGAGUCGCAGAAGUUGGACCUGAUGGAGGAGGUCUCCUUCCUGAAGCUGAAGUUGGAGGGUAUGGAGGAGGAGCAAAGGGGCAGCAACAGCAAGCAGCACAAUGCCAAGGUCUUACAGCAGCAGCUGCAGCUUUUGAAGGAGAAGGUGGAGGAGCUGGAGGCUGAGAAAUCCCAGUGUGAAAGAAAGUUAUGGGCAACAAAGGCGGAGGUAAGCAGGCUGCAGCAGCUGCUAGCUGACAAGGACGUGGAGAUACAGGGCCUGCAGAGCAAACUUCUGUGCAGGUCUAGCUGGUCUUCAAAAGCUAAAGGAACAGAUGAGGAAUUCGAAAGGCUGAAAAUAGGAAUGGAGGCACUGUUAGCUGCAAAUGACAAAAAGGACCGCUUCAUAGAGGAACUCACUGCACUGCUCCGGACAUACGGCAAGAAUAAGGUGGUGAGUCUUGCCCAAGGGCAAGGUGACACCACUGUGACUGGAAGCAGUGAAGAGGAUCUAAGUGGAACCCGAGGGACAUGGGUCCUCCCUGCUAAGCAGAGCCCUUCCAGCACAUCUUCAUCUAGCCGACAUGCCUACCCACAAGAGGAGCAGGAUCUGGGCUCCAGGAGCUCUCCUGUGACUCCUGGCAAAAUCAGCCUCCAGAACUGCAUACGAUGGGUACAACCAAGGAUAUUGUCAAGCAGUUUGGAUAAACUUCAGAGUGGAUCUUCACCGAAGCACAUGGCAGGAGAGUCAAUACAGCCUGUCCUCUCGACGGAGAGUCACCAGGCAGAUGGCAAGAAGUGUCAGACCCUCCCUGGGCGACUGUCCCCACCUGAAUACCCUGGAGGGGGGGCCGAGAGCCUCUCCUCAGCCCCGAGCAUGAAGGAGUGGAACAUGAGCUGUAAGGAGUUGGGCGACGUGACCUCUGACCUCGCGUCCGUGACCUCUUCACUUGACUUGGGGCGUCAGUCUCCCGUGGAUUACUCCUCCAGCUUGAAGCGGCUUUGGGGAAGGAUCCGCAGGACGCAGUCCGGCACUCUGCCCAGUGAGGACCCAGAGCCGGCCCUCCUUCGCAGGGGGGGGCUGCGUGCCACAGCCGGCCCGAGGCUGCUUGGCAGCAGCGUCACUCUCUGUUCCGACCAGGUCAAGGACGUGCCCUUCGCUCAGUGGAGUCCGGAGCAGGUGUCGAAAUGGCUGGACGACGUGGGUCUGGGCCAGUACCGAACCAUGGCCAGUCACUGGGUCAAGAGUGGCCAGACACUCCUUUCUGCUACCCCCCAUGACCUGGAGAAGGAGUUGGGUCUCAAACAUCCCCUACACAGGAAGAAACUGCAGCUGGCCCUCCUGUCCCUCAGCUACCCGGCGGCCGAGAGGUCCUCAGAGCUCGACCACACUUGGGUAACACGUUGGCUGGAUGACAUUGGCUUACCGCAGUACAAGGACCAAUUUAGCGAGUCGAGAGUGGACGGCAGGAUGCUGCAGUACUUAACUGUGAACGACCUGCUGUUCCUGAAAGUCACCAGCCAGCUGCACCACCUCAGCAUUCGUUGGGCCAUCCGCGUGCUGCAUGCCAACAAGUUUGACCCCCACUGCCUGAAACGUCGUCCCAGCGACGAGACGCAGACUCAUCCAUCAGAAGUGGUGCAGUGGUCCAACCACCGUGUCAUGGAGUGGCUGCGCACAGUGGAUCUCGCAGAGUACGCACCCAACCUGCGGGGCAGUGGUGUACAUGGAGGCCUCAUUGUCUUGGAGCCACAGUUUAAUUCAGAUACGCUCGCAGCACUGCUUAACAUUCCCCCCCAGAAGACCCUGCUGCGGCGCCACCUGGCCACCAGCUUCGCCAGCCUCGUGGGACCCCACGCCCAGCGCCAGAAGCAGGACUUUCUGGAGGGCUCUGACCACACACCCCUUACUGCCACCACCAAAGUGCGGCCCAAGAAGCUUGUCUUCCCCACCUUUGGAAACCUGGGCAAGAAGAAGUUUGAUGAGGGUAUUCACUACAUUUGCCCCCCGGAUUUGCCUCCACUUGCCCUGAAUGGGGCUCCUAGAGGCCAGAGCCCUCUGAUGGACAGGGGGGCAGGGAGGCCAGAGCAGGACCAAACUCCACAGCUGACAGAGGUGAAGAAAUCCACAGUGCAGUCACGGGCUCUCUCUCAGAGGACCAGCACUCUCUCUGUUGCUAAAGAGAGACCUUGCUGGACUCCUAAUGGUGGCGCCAACAAGAACACGGUGGUGCUGUGCAUUAAGGAAACCACACUCUAACCGAUCCCAUCAGAGAAGUCUAGCUGGACCUGAACUGUUCCUCUCUAUCUUCCAUGAUUUAUUUUCUGCAUCUCGCUCUGCUUCACCUGCACCCUACAUCCGUCAUACCUCUCUGCAGUGUUACUCCCACGCAACGUUACCUGUUACUCCUGCAUGUAGCGGAACCUGACCCUCGUUCUUCUUCCAGUGCCAAACGGUACCUGUAGCUUCCCCUGCUGCAGUGUUAUCCUCACCUGCACCGAACACGCGCACUCAGCACCACCUAUGCUGCCAAAGCCGCCCCAGUUCUGGGACUCGCAGCAACGACACUGUGGAGACUAACUGGGAGAAGCCUGGCCGUGCCUGGGCCCCAUGAAUAAGGAGUAAGGAGGAGAGUGAUGUCACAGGUCCAUCCAUCAUGGCUCACUGGGACACAUCAGCUGACCCGAUCCAGAAACUCUUCUUCAUCCUGGACCAUGAACGUCCAGGCAGGAUCUUUUACAGGAGAACGGUGACAUACAUCUGUCAGUACAGACUUUGCCAUUAUGUACUAAGUGGGUAACUGACUGAUGCCACUUACAGUUUAAGUAACAAGUAGUAGAAAAAAAAUAUAUGUAUUGAAAUAAGUGUCUCAGUGACAUCAUAUGCUGGUACUAAUGUGCUGUAGUGCUGUUCUGUAAAGUGAGCAAGUAAUAUCAGUGAGAGGGUAGAUGUGAUAACAGAAAUAGCAUCUUUUUACAGGAAAAACUACUGGAGAGCUUAUUUUUCAAAUAAACACACUAAUAUAUACUUUU